Molecule: messenger RNA, 491 nt
Organism: Heterotrigona itama
Lineage: Eukaryota; Metazoa; Arthropoda; Insecta; Hymenoptera; Apidae
Source: the annotation of a GenBank genome assembly
AUGGAAUCUGCACAGAGAUUUGUUUCACCCACUAAAUAUCGUAACUGAAAUGUUAGACUAUACGUGUAUUAUUGCCCAUUUUCCAAGUAAAUCAUUAACAUGUUGCAGGCAUAAAUGCGAUGCAAUGUUAUCUUUGCAACAGUCACAACGACAGUCGAUGCGCCGAUGAACAUCCACCCGAUGCCCUCAAAAAAGAUUGCUCCGAUCUCAAGAACGGCGCAAAAUAUACCAUGUGCCGAAAGAUUACGCAAGUCAUUGAAUUCAGCGUUAAUGGACUUCCACCUGAUACCCGAGUCAUAAGAGGUUGCGGAUGGGACGAGUCAAAUUAUAAAGGAAGGUGUUACCAAAGAAGCGGUUUCGGCGGUCGUCAAGAAGUCUGCUCGUGUUUGACAGAUUUUUGCAACACGGCAACACCGAACGUUCUACCACCAGCGUCUUUGAUUCUAUCAUGUGUUCUUGGCAGUGUUCUUCUAGCAUACAUUCGUAAUUAA